AUCUGCAUCCUGGAGUGCGAGGGCCAAGCGGUGCCCAGGGCCACCUGGGAGCUGUGCGCGGCCACCGCCCGAACCGCUCCCCGUCCCCGCCGUCCUCCCUCCGAGCCCUGGCCCGGCUCCGCUCCCAUCCCGGUCCCCGUCCCGGUCCCGGUGCGGCUGUCCCGGCCCCAACGCCGCCGCCUCGCCGCCGACCCCGCGGAGCCCGAGGACGUUUCCCGGCGCCCCACGGCGGCCAUGGCCGCGGCCAAAGGGGUGCAGAAACGGUACGGGGGAUUCAUCGGCGUGCGCAAAUCGGCGCGGAAGUGGAACAACCAGAAGAGGUUCAGCGAGUUCCUGCGGCAGUACCUGGGCAUGGCGCCGCGCUCCAGUGAGUACGGCACCGGAGAGCGCCAGAGGAUGUGAGAGAGGCACCCCCGGACACCCCAAAAUCACCGCAUCCCCCCCGGGGGGGCCAUCCCGCCAGGGGCUCAUCGAGUCAUCUGAAUAAAUCAAAACAAAUAGAAUUAUAAUAAUAAACAGC
Malurus melanocephalus (red-backed fairy wren) is the source of this 520-nucleotide messenger RNA. RefSeq names its product prepronociceptin (gene PNOC). The annotation marks the transcript as partial. Gene Ontology annotation, biological process: sensory perception; chemical synaptic transmission; neuropeptide signaling pathway. Gene Ontology annotation, molecular function: opioid receptor binding. The transcript has a single exon. Gene Ontology annotation, cellular component: plasma membrane; neuronal cell body; dendrite. The record is from RefSeq and is a predicted model, not a curated record. NCBI's taxonomy places the organism in Eukaryota, Metazoa, Chordata, Aves, Passeriformes, Maluridae.